UGUUGCCAUGGUUUACUUCUGAAAACCUAUCCUAUUAGCUUUAAGAAUUGAAUAGAAAAGCUUGAAGCCAGAAAAAAACAUCGUUGGGUUUGCGUGAGCUUAUCAGCUCGGAAAAAAAAAAAUUGUGAGAUAAACAGAUAUCUUGGUUAACACAGUUUGAUAUGAAAUUGGUCAUCCUCGUUUCUUCUAUAUUGGGAAAAAAAACAUUAUAAGGAGGGGGAAAAAAAUACUUGUCUAGAAUUUCAGGGUACAGGGAUCCAUUGGUAUCUCUUGCUAACAAAGUUAUAUCUCCCUAGGAAAGACCAUAUGAUUUAAUUCAAUUGAUGAUACAAUGAUUUACACUAGCUUACUUGGAAGACAAAAGUUAGCUACCGCAUUGUUUUCCUUGUGCAUGCUGCACUUUGCAUUCAUCAAAGUUGCUUAACUAUCCGGGGGACAUCAGAUGUCUCUUGGAGUGAGCAUCAGUUGGUGGAUUUGAAUCUAUGAUCCAUAAACACUAAAAUAAACUUGAGCAUGGACUUUCAGGCACAGAAAAUCUCUAAAGUUCAGGCAUUCUAUUGAAGUAUCCCGAUUUAACUGGAGUGCCUGACACAUGAUGUGACUCUUUGUUUGAUGUUUUGAUUAUUGAGUGGUAAGCUGAUCGAAGGAAGGAAUUUGCUGUGUCUUGAGUGCUUGCUGGAAGGGAAGUUAGCUGUUAGCAGGUUCAUCUAAACAUGAUGGCGCCAAAUUUGAACUUGGAACCUGAAAAUCAUUCGGAAGAUAGUAGCCAAGUAGCUUCCAAUAUAUCCUUGCAAGAAACGUCCCAUGAUCUUACCAAGGACAGCAAUACCACAUCUUCCUGUCUCACAAAUCUCACAAAACCUGAAACUGAUCCAGUGUCUUUUUCCCUCGACUUGACCCUCAACUUCAACUCCAAUGAUGGUGAGUUGAAGCGCGCAAGUGAUGCCAGCAGUGAAGUGGGAGCUGAAGCUCAACCUUCAGGAUCAGCAGUUCCCAGGGUUUUCUCUUGUAAUUACUGUAGGAGGAAGUUCUUCAGUUCUCAGGCAUUGGGCGGCCAUCAAAACGCUCAUAAAAGGGAGAGGACAAUGGCGAAGCGUGCCAUGCGAAUGGGGAUGUUCACCGAGAGGUAUACAAGCCUGGCAUCACUGCCUCUUCAUGGUUCUGCUUUUCGGUCUCUCGGUAUAGAAGCUCAUGCUGCGAUGCACCAAAGACCCAUGCCAUCACUGAGGGCUCCCGACUUAAGAGCCGGAGCAAAAUUUGAGAAAGAUUAUUUUGGACCACAAAUGUUCAUGGAAGAUGAUGAUAGUAUGGGUCUGUUUUGGCCUGGGAGUUUCCGGCAGGUGGAAGGUGGAGCCGGCGUUAGUAUGGGACACGAGCACCCUCAAACUUCAACUACUAGUUUUGUAGCAAUUGCACCACCGCCGCCGCCACCACCACCACCCCCACAACCACAAACAUCCACAUCUCCUGAUCUCACUCUGAAGCUCUAAGAUUUUUGCAUCUUUUGUUUAAUUCUCUUCAGACAUGAAAUUAUUAUUUAUCAAUAGGGCGUGCAUUGUACAGUGAGUAUGUAUUUCCCCAUGGAUUUUCUAAGCUUACUUGAGGUCCUUAUUAAUCUGAUUUUUAUUCUGCUUCAUCAUUUA
Neltuma alba is the source of this 1643-nucleotide messenger RNA. RefSeq names its product zinc finger protein 4. The record is from RefSeq and is a predicted model, not a curated record. Bases 714 to 1490 code for a protein of 258 amino acids. Gene Ontology annotation, biological process: negative regulation of abscisic acid-activated signaling pathway. NCBI's taxonomy places the organism in Eukaryota, Viridiplantae, Streptophyta, Magnoliopsida, Fabales, Fabaceae. The transcript has 2 exons.